AUGGCCUCCUCAGACUUUGUCACAUUUGGCAGGUACUGCAUCCCUAAUGACCUGUGGAAUGUCAUGGAACGGGAGUACCAGACCACUAACGGUGAAAUCAGUACCGAUGAAGCCGACUUUACUCGCCUUGUUGAACUUAAAAAGGGAGUCAUAGCUGUUGCUGGUGAGGCCCUGAAGUACGACGAUGAGAUCGAGCAAUGGCUCAUUACAUCCAAUGCCAAGUCCGGACGCUUUGUCAUAGGCUUGAAGCGCCAUAACAAGGGCUUUAAGAGCGUGGCCGACAUUAAGGACUUUGUCGAUGAUAAGUUCAAGGCUGGUGGCAGCACCCCUCUGAUCGAGACCUUGGGUGAAGCUCUGGGAGCCUACCUACAGAAGGUUGAGAAGAAGCCCGACGCCAAAGCACUGACGUUAGUCUUCUUGCUCGACGGCCUCGACGACAGUAUGACUGGAGCCCGGAUAACACGCAACAAGGUGGACCUCAGCCCUAUUAAGAACCUGGUUAUGUCUACGGUGGUCAGGAUCAUGAAGCAGAUGGGCUGCACCGACGUGCGCCAGAAGAUAGGCGUGCAGUUCUGCCUUAUUACCAGCAAUGAGGAAAUCAUCCAAGCUUAUAACGGCUUCGACAACGCCGGCGUGUACGAGGAUCCCAAGACAGGCGAAAAGUUCGAGUGCGACAUCUUCGACUGUACCACGCUCAGACAGAUCCUGGAGGAUAUGGGCGGCUGGGACUCACCCCUCACGAAAAUGAAGCUUAUCGGCGGCCCGCGUAACGAGACUCUCGAUAAUAUCCUGGAGUACCUAAAGGAGUUUGCACUGGGCUACAAGGUGGGCAGCAGUGCCAACCCCCCCAGCUACGAUGACUACGAGCGUGACCUCGAAGAGAAGAGAGCAAGGGCUUAG
Messenger RNA from Sparassis crispa, 900 nucleotides. RefSeq lists its product as hypothetical. The coding region runs from base 1 to 900 and encodes 299 amino acids. The record is from RefSeq and is a predicted model, not a curated record. The transcript is spliced from 2 exons. NCBI's taxonomy places the organism in Eukaryota, Fungi, Basidiomycota, Agaricomycetes, Polyporales, Sparassidaceae.